This is a messenger RNA of Mercenaria mercenaria, 1355 nucleotides long. RefSeq lists its product as uncharacterized. The transcript is spliced from 3 exons. NCBI's taxonomy places the organism in Eukaryota, Metazoa, Mollusca, Bivalvia, Venerida, Veneridae. Bases 33 to 1229 code for a protein of 398 amino acids. The record is from RefSeq and is a predicted model, not a curated record.
CACAAUCUGUUCAAGACUCUGGAACAUCUUCUAUGGGAUCCUUGAAGUCUGCCUGGCAGCCAUUCAAAAAAGAACAUGAUGACACAUUGAGCCAAACCAUGGUUUUAGCUUUACAUGAACAGAUGAAGUCUGUGGGUGUCCUGAUUUCUGGUGGAAAUUUGGGUGGAACAGUUUUUCGUGUUGGCAGUAAAUACGUAAUGACAGCUUUGCAUGUCAUAAACAACAUAAUAGAUCCCACCAAGACAGGUGUUUGGGAUGUUACACUAUUGGAAAGUACAGACACACACAUAAAUUUCCAUGAGUCGCCUUUAACACCUCCAAUGGUGCCUUAUAGGUUGAAGAGAGAUUUCAUGUACAAUGUAGAUUUAGACGUAGCCUUGUUGGAAGUAACAAACCCGUCGAAUUUACCAAUGAAACUGAAUUUAUGCAAGGAUGAAAUUGGGGUAACGAACGUUUCUUUAAUAGGAUAUGGUCAUCCAGGUCAGAUAAAAAAAUGUUUAGAUCCAAAGUGCGAGAUUGUUCAUCCAAAUUCACAUAGAAUUCUGUCAGCCCAGGCUUGGUUACAGCAAAACAAAAAUUUUUUCAAAUUGGCAUUACAUGGGAUAGGUCGAAAUCCAGCCCUGGUUGACAAAGGCUACCAAGGCUAUGACCAAUCUUCAAAGUUAAUAUUUGACUGCUAUAUGAAGCGUGGGGCAUCGGGAGCUCCAGCAUUGACAAAUGAUAAUGAAAGGUCUGUUCAAGUUGUUGGGAUCUUAACACAUGGUCUGCCAGAUUUCUACUUCAGUCUGCCAGAAUUGAUGAAACCUCAGUUUCCAAAGAACUACCGCCUUGAAGUAGGUGCAAAAAUGAAGGACAUUUUUAACUGGAUAAACUCACAAUCUCGGGAAAUUGCAAAAGAUCUUUUUGGUGAAGGGUCACAGAUGCCAGAUAGAAAUCAACUGCAGCUUCCAAAAGAAAUUACUGACAUGGAUAAUGAGACUGUUGAAACAUACAUUAGGGCUCUUGAAAAGGGAAAAACUGAAUACAACAACAUUCGAGUUAUGGUAGUUGGACAUUUUGGGGUUGGGAAGACUACUUUAGUAAACAGACUUUUUGGUCAGUUUAAAGACGAGGAAACCACAGAAACACCAUCAACAAAUGGAAUAGAAACACAUGUUCGACAGUGCAACAUUAUUUCAGAUGAUAAAAAUGAAAAGAUGAUUUGGAAACAAAAGAAAGACGGUAAAUAAUUAUCAUAUCUCUUACUAGAUAAUUGAAAAAGUGAAGUCAAGCCACUGAUUUAUUCUAUGUUAUGCAUGACCCAGAUUCAUUUAGUUAAGGUUAUAGGAAUGGUCAUUGUCCGUCUGUCCUCCGGA